AGAGGAUGAUUGCAGCAAGGAGAAGGGAGACAUGGGAGCCAGAGUGCCAGGGACAGCUGGAGACAAGAAGUAAGCCUCAAGAAGAGAGCGGCCAGGAAGAAUGAGGAAUCACAGAUACCUCUCAGGCGUUUGGAUCUAGGACCUGGGAAAACCUAUAAAAAUGAGUGACAAAAUAGAUGCAAGAAAGUUGAAGAAAGAAGGACUCACAGAAAAUAUUGGACUCCCUCUGAAAUUGCUUGAGAAACAUGAUCCUUGGCCAGCUUAUGUCACAUACACUUCCCCGAUUGUUAAAAAACUCAUCGAGAAGAGCAAAAUUAGAGAAAUGGAAUACGCACGGAUUUUAGAGGAGAGCCGGCAGCUAGCAAAGUCAAACAAGUCUUCUAGCAGUGGGCCGCUGAAGAGGGAAAAGUUGUCCGAGCCUUCUGUGGAGAUGACGCUGCGGGACGCACUGUCAGAGACCAUGAUGACCAUAUGGGGUGCCUUCCCUCUGUCAGCCAUGGGCUCCACCAUUGCCUCAGAACCCGUGAACUUACAAGUAGAGUCCAGAGAAAACCCUAGCAUCAAAUACAACAAGAUUAUCUUCACCCAGAAACCUCUGACAAGGAAGCUUCCAUACAACUCACUUCAGGCCAGCAAGGAGAAGCACGACAAGGUUUAGGCAGCAGUCAGUCGUCUACAGCCAGCCCCCGAGAACAUACAGGAAUUCAGUUCCAUUUGCCACAAACUGAACUAUGGUCUUUAAACUUGAACUUGCUCCUGAUCUCCAGGAGGUCAUCUGAGAGAAAUCCCAUACUAAUUUGA
Molecule: messenger RNA, 801 nt
Organism: Perognathus longimembris pacificus (Pacific pocket mouse)
Lineage: Eukaryota; Metazoa; Chordata; Mammalia; Rodentia; Heteromyidae
Gene: Cdrt4
Product: CMT1A duplicated region transcript 4
Exons: 3
Coding region: 161-658 (165 amino acids)
Source: RefSeq, a predicted model, not a curated record